GUAGCCAUUUUGGCUCAAGCCAUUUUUUGCUCAAGGCAUUCUGGCGUAAGAUACUAUACGACAGCAGCAGGUUCAGUGAGGGUUCGUUCGGCACGAGUCUUUGUAGUUGAUGGUUGGCGUCUUGCGUACGGCGCCCGCGGGCGGAGCUGCAGAGGUCGCCUUGCCUUUCCGCGUACGGCUCGCGUACGUGCUGACAGCGCUCCUCUUCACAGCGUUGAUGGGAGGUGCAGUGUACGGGUGGUCGUCGAUGCGAGAGUUGCUGUUGCGCGACCAGGUGCUUUAUGAUCCCGAGGAGUGCGACAGCACAGCCCUUGGCGAGGUCUGCGAUUCCCAGGAGUUGUCGUACGGAGUGGUGUUCACCGUCGGGUCCUGGGCGAACCAGGGAGGCCGCUUGCUCGUCGGUAUUGUUCUCGACCGUCUUGGGCCACGCCGCACUUCAGCUGGUACCGUUGCGAUUUGCGGAAUCGGAGCUGCAGUAUUCGGACUGACAAGCUCUGAGACCGGCCUGCUAGCUGGUUUGUCACUCAUCGGUCUUGGCGGAGGUGGAGUGCUACUAUGCUUGCAGUCAACGUCGGCUUUGUUUCCUAAGAACCAUUCAUUGGUCAUGUCAAGCUUGAGCGGAUCUUUUCAGCUAGCCGCAGGCGUCUUCCUCAUUAUGGAAACUAUGCAUCGACUUGCACAGGUGUCGAAGCAGGCAUUGUUUCUCGGAUACUCAAUCGUACUGUUCAUUGUUUCCGGCAUGUGUCUCAUUAUAUGGCCGACUCUGCCUUUCGGCGUUACCCAGAAGCGUUCGAACAAGUCGAGGCCAGUGCUCCCGGUAGAGCACAAUAUUGAACGACCGGUCCUCAAAGAAAGGUGUUUCCGAGAACAAGUGCUGUCGCCAGAGUACCUAGUCAUUGUUGCCUACUUUGCUCUAGCUGCUCUUCAGGCACAGUUCAGUCUACAGAGUCUCGGAGUUCAGUUUCAGCUGAUGGGUUUCGACUCUGCAGAACUUGUUCUCAUAUUCAACGUGGUCUUCUCCUUCGCUUGGGCGGUCACACCACUAAUCGGACAUGCCAUCGACACAUGCGGCACAGUCAGAGUCCUGAUCUUCACGAACACAUUGCUGUUGUGUUGCCCUCUAUGCCUGAUGUCGCAGUUGUAUUCCAUGCAGCUUGUGUUUGCGUUCGCUUAUUCAAUAAGUCGCGUGAGCGUUUGGGCAUCGUUUUUUUCCUAUGUCGGGGCCGUUUUCGGAUUUUCCAACUACGGGAAGCUGGCUGGCGGUGGCCAGCUUUUCGCAGCAUGCGUGUCACUGCUCCAGAUGCCUCUGCUGCGCCUGACGCUCGUCCACUUCGGCCGAGACUUCACGUUCGUGAACAGUCUCUUCGUUUCAAUCUGCGUCGCCAUGUAUCCCUUGAUCGGUGCCCUGGAGGUCCUGCAGCGCCGGUCCCGCUGCGCCGCCGCCUGCCCGCCCAGCCGGGAGCCUCCGGCGCGCGGGCCGAGCGCCGUCGGGGACGGCGGCGGGGCCGCGCGGGGGGCGCGCGGGGACGCGCUCGGGGCUGCGGAGGUGAAGCUGGACAUGGGCACGCCUGUGCAGGGCGGUGGCCGGCUCGCAUCCGAGCCGCCCGUGCAGGGGAGCUGCACGCUGUGCUUCCCGAGCGUGCUGUUGAGCAGCUGAUCCGCACGCAGGGGCGAUGAUUUUCCAGCGGGGCCGCUGGGGCGACCCGUGCUGUGGAGCGACUUGCCACGGAUCCGUGCUCCGGAGCAGCCGAGCCGCGCGCAGCGGCGAUGAUUUUCCAGCGGGCCGCUGGGACGAUCCGUGCUGUGGAGCGAUUUUCCGCGGAUCCGUGCUGUGGAGCAGCCGAUCCGUGCGCAGGGGCGACGCCUCUCGCCAGCAGGGCGUCGCGCCCUCGAGCAGCUCGUUCUGCAGGGCGCGGUUACAGCACGGGGCCACCGUCACGAUCUGGGACCCGGAUUUCCUCAGGGUGUCCUUGGCCAGCGGAGCGGUGAUUUUCCAGCGGGCCCUACUGGGGCCCGAAUUAUCUAUCGUCCUGGAGGCUCGAAAGCCCUAUAUUCUCAAGAUGUCUCCAGGGCCAUACAAUGUGUCAACCGUUGGGUCCAUGAUCGCCCCAGCCUUUCCGCAGAAAGCCGCCUGAUGUCUCCCAUGUAGGCGACAAGUGUUAUUCGUUACGAUCCGGAUCUUUUUAAGCAUUUCAGAACUCGCGAGGUCUGACUAAUGUCAGAAUUAUCCUAUUAGGACGCCGACGGGGGCACUCGCGAUUGCAAGUGCUCAGCGGCGGCAUUGUGCAUCGGAGCCAUGACACAUCCGACCAGCUGUUAUAAUUUAUAAUUUUGAACUUAGAAUAACUGGUCGUCAGGGGAGCUCUAUGACUUAUAGCUUAUAAGUCAUAGAGCUCCCCUGGCGACCUGGUAGCUCCUUUGGUUUGCGUCUGUCUAGGGGGGCAGGAUUUGUCCGCCCAGGCCCAAUCAUUGCUGUCGCGCCUCAUUUCGCACACAAGUGUGUACCAGGUUGCUGACCUUCCUUGAUUCAUCGCUCCCGGAAAAAA
Molecule: messenger RNA, 2546 nt
Organism: Prorocentrum cordatum
Lineage: Eukaryota; Dinophyceae; Prorocentrales; Prorocentraceae
Source: the annotation of a GenBank genome assembly